AUGACGUUCAUCAAACGAACCAUCCUUCUGUGGGCGGUGGCCAAGCAUGGAGCCAAUGUCCAUGAAAUUGAUUCUUCCAAAGUUGAUAUGACACUGUCCAGCAAAGAUAAAAUACUUCUGACAAAGGGCUAUAAGUACGUGACAAUGCUGGCAUACGAUGAAGGCUUGACUUUCUAUGGCGAUAACUGGGUGCUGAUGUGUAGUGGUGGGAAUUUGGUUGACCACAAGUCUACUGAUGUCAACACAGCUGACCACAAGUCUACUGAUGUCAACACAGCUGACCACAAGUCUACUGAUCUCAACACAGCUGACCACAAGUCUACUGAUCUCAACACAGCUGACCACAAGUCUACUGAUCUCAACACAGCUGACCACAAGUCUACUGAUCUCAACACAGCUGACCACAUGUCUACUGAUGUCAACACAGCUGACCACAAGUCUACUGAUCUCAACACAGCUGACCGCAAGUCUACUGAUCUCAACACAGCUGACCACAAGUCUACUGAUCUCAACACUGCUGACCACAAGUCUAUUGAUCUCAACACAGCUGACCGCAAGUCUACUGAUCUCAACACAGCUGACCACAAGUCUACUGAUCUCAACACUGCUGACCACAAGUCUAUUGAUCUCAACACAGCUGACCACAAGUCUACUGAUCUCAACACAGCUGACCACAAGUCUACUGAUCUCAACACAGCUGACCACAAGUCUACUGAUCUCAACACAGCUGACCACAAGUCUACUGAUCUCAACACAGCUGACCACAAGUCUACUGAUCUGAACACAGCUGACCGCAAGUCUACUGAUCUCAACACAGCUGACCACAAGUCUACUGAUCUCAACACAGCUGACCGCAAGUCUACUGAUCUCAACACAGCUGACCACAAGUCUACUGAUCUCAACACAGCUGACCACAAGUCUACUAAUCUCAACACAGCUGACCGCAAGUCUACUGAUCUCAACACAGCUGACCGCAAGUCUACUGAUCUCAACACAGCUGACCACAAGUCUACUGAUCUCAACACAGCUAACCAAAAAGCUGACCACAAGUCUAGUGAUCUCAACACAGCUGACCAAAAAGCUGACCACAAGUCUACUGAUGUCAACACAGCUGACCACAAGUCUACUGAUCUCAACACAGCUGACCACAAGUCUACUGAUCUCAACACAGCUGACCACAAGUCUACUGAUCUCAACACAGCUGACCACAAGUCUACUGAUCUCAACACAGCUGACCGCAAGUCUACUGAUCUCAACACAGCUGACCACAAGUCUACUGAUCUCAACACAGCUGACCACAAGUCUACUGAUCUCAACACAGCUGAACACAAGUCUACUGAUCUCAACACUGCUGACCACAAGUCUACUGAUGUCAACACAGCUGACCACAAGUCUACUGAUGUCAACACUGCUGACCACAGUGAUUUAAAUUCUACUAACUUACACUUGCCAUGCAACUUUCCUGACCAAACAUGA
Molecule: messenger RNA, 1476 nt
Organism: Physella acuta
Lineage: Eukaryota; Metazoa; Mollusca; Gastropoda; Physidae
Product: Duffy receptor alpha form-like
Source: RefSeq, a predicted model, not a curated record